Hyla sarda is the source of this 2389-nucleotide messenger RNA. It is a transcript of the gene TMEM39A, whose product is annotated as transmembrane protein 39A. The record is from RefSeq and is a predicted model, not a curated record. NCBI's taxonomy places the organism in Eukaryota, Metazoa, Chordata, Amphibia, Anura, Hylidae. The coding region runs from base 376 to 1842 and encodes 488 amino acids. Gene Ontology annotation, biological process: negative regulation of autophagosome maturation; negative regulation of autophagosome assembly. Gene Ontology annotation, cellular component: endoplasmic reticulum membrane. The transcript is spliced from 9 exons.
CACCACCAACAUGGCCGCCGGAAUUCCCCUUACGCCAACGACGGGAGCCCUUUCGUGCCUACUGAGCAUGCGCCGAGCGGUCGCCCACUGAUGACGUUAUCGCUUCGCUCUGCCACGUCUCUCCUGGGCAGCUGCGGAGAGUAAAGGGAAGAAGAAGAAGAGCCGGGGAGCCCGAGGCUGCAGAAAGACCCCGCUCACCCCCCCAGGACGUGCACCCUGCAUGGGCCCAACAUGCAGCAGACAGACCCCUGCCAGACACCUGCCCCGACCGAUGACUGAGCUUCCGCUGCCCGUCCAUGUAGCUGACAAUUCCCGCUCGCCGUAUCGUAGGCCUCGGAGUGGAGCUGACUGUUGGAUGUGUACCGGUACCUUGUCAUGCCCGGCGGAAGAAGGGGUCCUAGCCGGCAGCAGUUGAGCCGUUCCGCGUUGCCCUCGCUGCAGACUUUGGUUGGCGGGACGUGUGGCAAUGGCACAGGGCUGAGGAACAGGAAUGGAAGCGCCGUCGGCCUGUCCGCCCCUCCGAUAACCGCUCUGAUCACCCCCGAGCCGGUGCGUCACUGCCGUAUUCCUGACCUGCCGCUGGACGGGAGUCUUCUCUUCGAGUUCCUCUUCUUCAUCUACCUUCUGGUGUCGCUCUUCAUCCAGUACAUUAACAUAUAUAAGACGGUUUGGUGGUAUCCGUACAAUCACCCGGCCUCUUGCACUUCAUUAAAUUUCCACCUCAUUGACUAUCACUUGGCAGCUUUUAUCACAGUAAUGUUAGCCCGGCGCCUGGUCUGGGCCCUCAUUUCACAGGCUUCUCAGGUAGGAUCGGCAUCUAUGUUCCAGUAUGGCGCUCUGAUCACCGCCCGCCUGGUCCUGCUCACCCUGUGCGGGUGGGUUUUCUGCUGGACCCUCGUCAACCUGUUCCGCAACCAUUCAGUUCUGAACCUGCUCUUCCUGGGCUACCCGUUUGGGGUGUACGUACCUCUCUGCUGCUUUCACCAAGACAACCGCUCGCAGCCUCUGCCCACAGACUGCGGAUACCUCGUCCAGGACUCGCUGGUGGAGGACGGUGCUAAUGGCGUGGCCAGCCUCGUCAGACCCAAAGACUUCCUCUCCCUCCUGCGCGAGUCUUUGAGGGAGCAGUUCAAUUCGCCCCCUUCCAUCCCCUCCCACAGCUGCCCGCUGUCCCCCGACCUCAUACGCAACGAAGUGGAGUGCUUAAAGGCCGACUUCAACCGGCGGAUCAAGGAAGUCCUCUUCAACUCCUUAUUCAGUGCCUACUACGUGGCUUUCCUGCCACUGUGCUUCGUAAAAAGCACUCAGUAUUACGACAUGCGCUGGUCGUGUGAGCACCUCAUCAUGGUGUGGAUCAACGCCUUUGUCAUGUUGACCACACAGCUGCUGCCGCCCCGAUACUGCGACUUGCUGCACAGGUCGGCGUCCCAUCUCGGGCGGUGGCAGAAGCUAGAGCCCGGCUCGUACAGCAACGCACCGCAGCAUAUCUGGUCAGACGGCACGGUGUGGCCGCAGGGCGUCCUCGUACGGCACAGUCGGAGUUUAUACAAAGCUGUGGGGCCGUAUAAUGUAGCAGUGCCUUCAGAUAUCUCACACGCCAGAUUUUACUUCCUGUUCCACCGGCCGUUACGACUACUGAAUGUCCUGGUGGUCCUGGAGGGCGUCCUGGUGAUGUAUCAGCUGUACUCCCUGCUCCGCGCCGAGAAGUGGAACCACACCCUCUCCAUGGCGCUCAUCCUCUUCUGCAACUAUUACGUCUUGUUUAAGCUCCUACGGGACAGGAUAGUAUUGGGGAAAGCGUAUUCUCACCCCCUCAACAGCUACGGACUCAAACCCCACUGACGCCGUGCAGCUCGUUCUCGCCAUAGGACAGACCGCGCGACCGCGGAGGAAGAGAAAAGAGCCGAGGGGGAGGGGAAGGGGGGGGGGGGGGGCUGUGCAAAGAAAAAAAAAAAUCUGAAAAAAUAUUUUCAUACACUUCUAUUUUUUUCUGCCAAUGUUUAUAAAUAUUUAAGAUAUUUUAUAUUUUGUAUACAAUUUUUGUUUUUGUUUUUUCUUUUUUGUGUUCACUCGUCAAGAGGAGCGGUCACCGGGAAAACCAAAAAAUAACGCAGGAAUUCUCUUUUAGACGUGCAUGUCCCAAAGAGAAAGCAUUACCGCUCCCAUGUAUUAUGUGAGAAGGGGGCUUCAGACGGAGGUGGAGGUGGUGGUGGUGGUAGCGCCCCCCCGGAGGCCCUCUCAGUGUUCAGCAGAUUUCAGAGCCACUUGCCUGUGUUAUCGCAGAGCUUAAUAGUAUUGAAAAGAAAAUAAUAAUAAUAAUAAAAAAAAAGUUCAUUUUCAUAAUGUGUUGCUUUCUCCGAGGAGGGGGAGGGCGGCUGAAGGGUUAAUU